AGGACGAGUAUUUCAUGGAAGUUGUUUAUCGUAAUAAAGAACGGACUGACUCGAUGCGUCAUACGAGCUCCAGCUCUCGACCUCAUCUUCAUCCUCGAUAGUUCGGGAUCACUCCGCGAUCAAUUCCAAGACGAGAUUGACGUCAUUCGACGGAUUAUACGUCAUGUAACAAUAGGAGACACGGCAACUCGGGUGAUGCUCGUCCAGUUCAGUGGCACUCAGCACCUCGAGUUCAGUUUCAACAAGUUCACUACUAGAGACGAGUUGUUGGCUGCACUGGGCGUUCUUCGCCAUGUGUCCGGCAUUACUCGAAUCGGUGGAGCGUUUGAGUUCACUCUUGAGACACUCAAGGAUCCUUCAAAUGGCAUGAGGGAUGCAAAUGUGCCCAAGAUCCUCUACCUGCUUUCGGAUGGCCGAACUCAUGACUAUCCAAAAGAUUGGGAAAUGGCCAAUGCUGUCAGAAGGUCAAUUCCAAACAUAGAUAUUUGGGCGUAUGGAACCGGUAACUACGUCGCGAUGCCAGCCUUGCUCAACUACACUCAGGAUGCUUCGAGGAUUAUCACAAAUGCGAAUCUGAACAAACUCGAGUCCAUUUUUGAUCCAUUCCAUGGGGUUGAAAUAUGCGAACAAAUUCCUUCUUGUAUAAAAGGCUCGGAUAAGCCUGUGGAUAUGGUUCUCCUCAUCGACGCUUCAGAAUCCCUCACUCCGCUGUUUAAUGAUCAGAUCCGCUUCUUUCUCCCGAACGUCUCCCUUUUUACCGCGGCUCAGCUGGCGCUGAUCACCUACUCUGGACAGACGUUCGUCCACUUCAAGUUCAACAAUCCACAGUUCGGCAACAACACGGCUGUGAUUAGCCAUCUGAAGACGUUACGACCCAUCAAAGGGACUACGUCAACCAAUCUCGCUCUCAGUGAUACGUUUACGUUGCUGAAAUCUCCAAAAAAUUCAGGGUUACGAGAAGGUGUACCAAAGAUGGUUAUCAUCCUAACCGAUGGUCGCUCAGCGAGAAGUCCAAAGGAUGUCGCUGAUGCAAUGAGAGCUGCAGGAAUAACAAUACUUGCGGUCAGUGUCGCACCUAGACCCUAUGUACAUGAGGAUGAACUUCUCACGAUAGCCGGCGACCAAAAGAGGUUUUUCACUCCCAGAAAUGCACAGGGUUUCGAGGCUGAACUAAUGAAGCACGUCGGUUUCGGAUGUGAAGGCAUGGAGUUGGGACCUGAUGCCAAACCUCGUGUUCGUGGAGCAACGGACAUCUCGUGCAAUUCCAAUUCGGUCACACUCACUGUGAGAACGCAACGUCCGAUGCAUGGGCAUGCCUACGCUGAUCAUUUCCACAACAGUCCUCAGUGCACUUUGACCAGCGAUGGAUCAUCUCGCGAAAUUUCCAUCACUUUCCGCGAAGGAACUUGUGGACUGACAAAGACCCCAUCGAAGAACGGUGAUGGAUACAACUUCAAUAUCACGGUUAUCCUUCAGUUCCACCCUGUUAUCAUUACAAGAGCUGAUCAGGGGCUCGAAGUGAACUGCUUCUAUCAGCAGCCCCUUUCUCCGCAAGAGAUCUCACGUGUCUCUAAGAGUGUUGCUGAUACGGAAUGUACAUAUCGUAUUCAUAGGUACUCUCCCACUCAGUGUGUUGCUCUAGACGCCAAGGUCGGCGAAACGUUGUUCCACAAAUGGCAGUGCGAUAGCCCUCCCCACUUCACCUACCUGGUCCACGACUGUUACGUAAAGUCCGAAAAGAGCUCAGUACAGAUUCUUGAUAGUGAAGGAUGUGAGAUUGAUCAUUACUUCCUGGAGACGCCUGACUACUCACGUCUAGGCCUUCCGAAUGAGGAGAAUUAUGUCUUCCAGGAAAUGUCGGUUUUCAAGUUCCCAGGCGAAGGAGAUGUGUACUUCCAGUGCAAGAUUUCACUGUGUGAUAGGGGGGCCGGAACACCCCAGUGCAUUAAUCAAGUGCCGCCUCGCUGUUCGAAGAAGAGAGCGGUAAUCGCCUUCCGGGAGAAACGCUCUGCAGAUCAAAGCGAUCCACGAAUAGCAGCACCAGUAGCAAGCGUUGACCGAACAACCAACAAUCCGACAAUGGUCAGGUCUCGUCGCAAUAUCGUCCAGACAAAGCCCGGCUUCUAUAUGACGCUCGAAGUGGAAACAAGGUUUGUGCAAACCUCAGUGGUGUUUCAUAACUAUUCUAUAACAGAUUCCCAUUACAGGACCUUGAACGUGCUUCUUGGAGAGAAUAUUCGUCCUGACAAUUCCGUCAAGUACUGCGACAUAUCAUAA
Haemonchus placei is the source of this 2277-nucleotide messenger RNA. The record is from the annotation of a GenBank genome assembly. NCBI's taxonomy places the organism in Eukaryota, Metazoa, Nematoda, Chromadorea, Rhabditida, Trichostrongylidae.